GCCUUUUAAUUCCAUUAAUUUCUGUCUUUUCUGAAGAGAUGUACAUAUAUAUUUGGAAUAUAGUAUAUUAUUAAAAUAGACUAACUGUGGAUAAUGGGGAAAUGUAAACAUUAAGAAAAGACCUGGUUGAUUAUGCUUACUAGCCCAUAGUUUAGUAGAUUUCAAUUGAAAAAAAUUGACAAGGGCCCUGAAUCUUAUUCUACAGUCUAGUCUAUUUAUAGACUAGUCUAUUUAUAGACAAAGUAAGUGCCCCCUCCCACAAAUCGUUCUGAAGCACAGGCCAGCAAGGUAUUUCCUACCCUCCUAGGUGGUCUGGCAAGACUGCUGCAUGAAAUCAUCUGCCUCCUGAUGCAUUACUGACAGCAACAAGUAUUGGGAAACUGACAGAAGUUGAUAAUUGUUAUUUAUCUGUUUUCUCUUGAGAGUACCCUAAACAAUGGAAGUCAGUGUCACAGGGAGUUCACAUUUAAAUGCAACACUCUGAGUAUCUUUUUAAAAGGCUUGAUAGUUUUGAUAUAGCUCCUAGGCAUUAAGAAAUGAAGCAAUCCAAAUAACAUGCAGGAAAGACAGUGGUUGUAAGUCCAUUUGUAGAAGAAGCGAGCCCGGUCCAUGCAGCACAGUGCAAAAUGAAAAUUUGGCAAAAUUUUAGCAGAUUGAUUGGCGUGAAAUGCCAAACAGAUAAAUAGGUGAAAGUGUAUUAUCCAGACUGGCUCUUAACUUUGAUGAAAUUCAGCACAUAAACUCUCCACUUAAGCACGCGUUACAAAGGUGAGAGACUUGGUGUUUUGCAAAAAUAAGCUUGGUGUUGGACACACCUGAAUGUGCUUAACAGGUGAGCUGUAAUGGAACCAAAGGGAUGUACAAGCACAAAUCAUUUCCCCGGGGAAAGUUAAUGUCCUCCCUAUUUUCAGUGGCACCCAUGAAGUUUGACUUCUCAGAAUGGUUUUGGCAUUUCAUGAUUACAAUUUUGUGAAUCACGUUGAACAGAGGCAUCAUUUUUUGAGAUUCUAAUUUCAGGUGUUUUUGAAAAAAAAACAACACAAAAAAAACACAGUUUGGAUGUGAGAAAGGACAUGAGGAGACCAAAGACCUGGGAUUUUGCUGAUCAGAAUGAAACAAAUGUUGAAAGACUUUUCAAAUCUACUCUUGGUGGUACUUUGUGACUAUGUUCUUGCAGAAGCUGAAUACCUCCUCUUGGGAAAGCCCGGCCAUGUAGCACUAAGCAACAAUACAGUAUCGGUGGGUUUCCAGUAUGUCAGUGGGGCUAAUGGGACGCUGAGGAAUGUAUCUAUCCUGUUGUUGGAGGCCAACACCAAUCAGACUGUUACCACCAAAUACCUCCUGACCAACCAGUCCCGGGGAACACUGGAGUUCGAAUGCUUCUACUUCAAGGAGGCGGGGGACUACUGGUUCACCAUGACUCCAGAAGCGGCAGACAACAGCACUCCAGUCCACCUGUGGGAGCAAAGUGCCUUUCUCAAGGUGGAAUGGCCUGUCUUUCAUGUUGACCUGAAUAGGACAUCCAGGGCAGCAGAAGGCACCUUCCAGGUGGGCCUUUUUACCAGUCAACCACUGUGCUCAUUCCCUGCGGACCAACCUGACAUCUUGGUGGAUGUCAUCUUUACCAACAGUCUUCCCGAGGCAAGAACGAGUCCAGGACAGCCGCUGGAGAUAAGAACCAGCAAGAGGACACAACUCUCUCAAGGUCAGUGGGUUGAGUUUGGCUGUGCACCCGUGGGGCCGGAAGCCUACGUCACUGUGGUGCUGAAGCUGCUCGGCCAAGACUCGGUCAUUACCUCCACGGGACCCAUUGACCUGGCCCAGAAAUUUGGAUACAAACUGGUGACGGUGCCGGAACUCACGUGUGAGUCGGCAGUGGAGGUGAUGGUGCUGCCUCCCCCGUGCGUCUUCGUCCAAGGAGUGAUCGGGGUCUUCAAGGAGGCCCCCAGACGCCCUGGGGAAGGGACCAUUCGGCUGGCUGAAAACAGCCUGACCUUGGGAGAGAGGAGAACAGUAUUCAACUGCACUUUGUUUGACAUGGGGAGGAAUAAAUACUGCUUUGACUUUGGCGUUUCAAGCAGAAGCCAUUUUUCCACAAAGGAGAGGGAGUGCAUGCUAAUCCAGAGAAACAUAGCUUUCCAGCCAUCCAGUGCAUCCCCUCUUCAGCCCCAGGGUCCGGUGAAGUCCAACAACAUCGUGACCGUCACUGGGAUUUCCCUGUGCUUGUUCAUCAUCCUCGCCACCGUCCUCAUCACGCUGUGGCGGAAGUUCGGCCGCACCCCGAAGUGCCGCACGCCGGCUCGACACAACUCCAUCCACUCCCCCAGCUUCCGGAAGAACUCGGACGAGGAGAACAUCUGCGAGCUGAGCGAGCAGCGCGGCAGCUUCUCGGACGGGGGCGACGGGCCCGCGGGGGGCCCGGGGGACGCGGGCAUCCCCCUGACCUACAGGCGCAGUGUGCCCGCGGCUCCCGAGGACGACGCCUCUGGCAGCGAGAGCGUGCAGUCCAACGCCCAGAAGAUCAUCCCCCCGCUGUUCAGCUACCGCCUGGCCCAGCAGCAGCUGAAGGAGAUGAAGAAGAAGGGCCUGACGGAAACCACCAAGGUGUACCACGUGUCUCAGAGUCCCCUGACAGACACGGCCAUCGACGCCGCCGCCGUGCCCCCCUUAGACGUGGAAAGCCCAGACGAAGCCGCGGCAAACAAGUUCAGGAUCAAAUCCCCGUUUCUGGAGCAGCCGGCGGGCGGAGCCGCGGCCAGGCCCCCCUCCAGGCCCGACCACCCGGCGUGUCAGGCCAGUUGCGCCGUCAGCCCCAGCCAGACGGUGAUCCGCAAGUCAGCCACGAGGCACGUGGGCGGCAGAGGGGCGCUGCCGGAGAGGAGCCACCCCAGGGGCUCCCACUUCAGGAGGACCGCUAGUUUUCACGAAGCCAAGCAGGCCCGGCCGUUCCGGGAGAGGAGCAUGUCCACCCUGACUCCACGCCAGGCCCCGGCCUACAGUUCUAGGACGCGGACCUGGGACCAGGCGGAAGACAGAUUUCGGCCUCACAGUCGAGGCGCCGCCCCGUUUCCCGAGAAACCGGAAGGGGCGGGUGCAACCAGAGGUCCAUUGAGCCCUGCCCCUAAGUCCUACACCCUGGGGCAGCCCGUGAGGAAACCAGACCUGGGGGACAGCCAGGCAAGCUUCGUGGUAGGAGGUGAGAGAACAGAGCCUCACAGAUCUCGGAGGGGACCGUCCCCCAGUCACAGGAGUGUCUCAAGGAAGCAGCCUUCCCCCACUGCCCCCAAAGACAGCUACCAGAGGGUCAGCCCCCUGAGCCCUUCUCAGGGUAGAAAAGACAAGUGUCAGAGUUUCCCAGCCCACCCUGAGUUUGCCUUCUAUGAUAAUACGUCAUUUGGCCUCACUGAGGCUGAGCAGAGGAUGCUGGACCUCCCGGGCUAUUUUGGGUCAAAUGAAGAGGAUGAAACCACAAGUACUCUCAGUGUGGAGAAGUUAGUCAUCUAGACCCACAUCAGCCUGAGACUUCAUACAGCUGGGGUCCUUUGCCCAGCUCCUGGUAGCAGCUGCUCACAGAGCUCUAUGGACUGUUUUGUAUAGCUGUCUGUACAUCAGGAUUGGGUGGGGAGGGAGUAACUCAAGUGUGUGCAUGUGUUUUAAUUCAUAAGGAAGAAGUUACUUAUCUUGAACGUUUCCCUUUGUUAUCCUAGUUCUAUUGGUUUAUUACUAAUAACCACAAUAAUAAAAUUUAAACAAGAGUGAAA
Lynx canadensis (Canada lynx) is the source of this 3761-nucleotide messenger RNA. It is a transcript of the gene THSD1, whose product is annotated as thrombospondin type 1 domain containing 1. Lineage: Eukaryota; Metazoa; Chordata; Mammalia; Carnivora; Felidae. The record is from RefSeq and is a predicted model, not a curated record. Gene Ontology annotation, cellular component: cell surface; cell periphery. The transcript has 3 exons. Bases 1111 to 3504 code for a protein of 797 amino acids.